AUGUCUCAAAUAACAGAGGAGAUCAGGGCAAGUGCAUCAGAGCUGUACAGAGGGAACGAAAUCUGCCAGGAGAAAUCGAAGUUCCUGCUGAAAGAAGUCGGGUUACCAAACGGGUUGUUACCCAUGGACGACAUGGAGGAAUGCGGGUACGUGAAGGACACCGGCUUCGUCUGGCUCAUUUCCAAGAAGAAAACAGAGCACAAGUUCAAGAUGAUCAGCAAGCUGGUUCAGUACUCCAACGAGGUCACGGCGUACGUGGAACAGAACAAGAUCAAGAAACUAACCGGGGUUAAGGCCAAGGAGCUGCUCAUGUGGGUCACCAUCAGUGAGAUUUAUGUGGAUGAGCCUUCCACCGGAGAGAUCCAUUUCAAGACCCCUGCCGGGUUAUCCAGGACUUUCCCUGUUGAUGCUUUUGUUGUUGAUGAACCCGUUAAGAAUAAUUCGGAUCCAGUUAACAAGGUUGAAGAUGCUGCUGCUGCUGCUCCUGCUGUGGAGGUCAAGGAGGUUUAG
Molecule: messenger RNA, 510 nt
Organism: Oldenlandia corymbosa var. corymbosa
Lineage: Eukaryota; Viridiplantae; Streptophyta; Magnoliopsida; Gentianales; Rubiaceae
Source: the annotation of a GenBank genome assembly